Asterias rubens (European starfish) is the source of this 1009-nucleotide messenger RNA. RefSeq names its product salivary glue protein Sgs-3-like. Lineage: Eukaryota; Metazoa; Echinodermata; Asteroidea; Forcipulatida; Asteriidae. Bases 167 to 1006 code for a protein of 279 amino acids. The record is from RefSeq and is a predicted model, not a curated record. The transcript is spliced from 2 exons.
UGUUUAAUUAUCAUCUCGCGGUGUACUGUUGAAAUAAAACUGCACCAUCACUCGGUGAUAGAUGUACUAACAACUACAUGUGCUGUGGAGUUUUCUGCAUGUAAUUGGGUUUACAACAUCGAGAGCAAGGACCAGUUUACUCGGGGAUUCACGGGAACUUUACAAGAUGAAGUCUUUAAGAUGCUCUCUAGUACUCGUCCUCAUAUUGGGGUGUGCAUUGGUUGUGGACAGCACGACUACAUCAAAGCCAGUCACAGGGACCACUAAACCAAUAGCUCCAUCUACAGCCACUACAGCUGGGACCACAACAAAAGCUACUCAACAACAAACCACAUUGGCAAAAGUUACCACAAAACAACCAGCAGCCAAGACGACCUCUGCAAAAGAGACCACAAAUCAACCAACUACAGCAAAAGUUACCACCAAUCAACCAACUACAGUUAAAGUCACUACCCAACAACCAACCACAGCCAAGACGACCACAGCAAAAGCUACUACCCAACAACCAACCACAGCCAAAGUUACCACAAAACAGCCAUCAGCCAAGACGACCUCUGCAAAAGAGACCACAAAUCAACCAACUACUGCAAAAGUUACCACCAAUCAACCAACUACAGUUAAAGUCACUACCCAACAACCAACCACAGCCAAGAUGACCACAGCAAAAGCAACCACUGAGCAGCCCACCACAGCAGUCAACAUGACCACAGCAAAUCUAACCACCGAACAACCAAGCACCGAUAACAUGACAACCUCACCCUCAAACACAACUGGAAAUGUGACCACCAUGGUUUGGACAACUAUGAACGGCACUACAGCGAGCACAACACUGGAACCCAAGACCGCCUCUCCUGUUACCAAACCCACCCCCUCCCCUAGUAAUAACACUGGGAUGGUAGUGGGCAUCGUUGUAGGAGUAAUCGGAGGUGUAGGUAUCAUCAUUGGGGUCGCUGUUUACAUUGUCAAGAAGAAACAACGAAAUGUCGCAUACGGGAACCUCGAGUGAAUG